This is a messenger RNA of Aplysia californica (California sea hare), 1958 nucleotides long. RefSeq names its product sodium/calcium exchanger 2. Gene Ontology annotation, biological process: metal ion transport; transmembrane transport. The record is from RefSeq and is a predicted model, not a curated record. The transcript has 6 exons. NCBI's taxonomy places the organism in Eukaryota, Metazoa, Mollusca, Gastropoda, Aplysiida, Aplysiidae. Bases 833 to 1762 code for a protein of 309 amino acids. Gene Ontology annotation, cellular component: membrane.
GCGCUCAGCCAGUGCGCUUGGCGACCUCCCCCAUUGCCGUUUGAAACAUCGCGGUGCCUGCCACAGCGGGAAGCUGGUCACGGGAUUUUCACUUCUGGAAGAAAAGUGGGAAAGAAAAUCAGAAAACAACGGCAAAAACAAACAAGCUAAAAGUACCUAAGAAGAGUUGAAAACGGCAGCUAAGAUAGCAAGGAAUGAUAUGGCUGUUUGUUUUUCGCUAUAUCAAUUUUUCAUUUUGUGAUUACAAAUUUAUUUGUUUGGAGAUACGUUAAUUUAUUCUGUGCUCUGCGCUUUAACUUUAAAAUGCUGUUUAGGUCCAUUGUUGUUCAUGGAAUUGGCUAGACACUACAAGUCUGGCUGAUGGAGGCCUCGUAUCCUUGAUCUGUGGGAGACAAUGAAUGGCUCCUGUUUGUGUAUAUUUGUCUUUGGAGUAUUCGGGCGAUUAAUUGCCUGAGAACAGAUUUUCUGCGGCUUCCGGCAUUUUAGGAAAGACAGCACACAGAUGACCUAGAUGUUCGUCAAUGACGUCACAACUAAAGUCUGGUAGGAGGCGAAUAUUUCCGAGGACGGCAAUCCGCAAAGCGUCUAACUUUUCUGCAGUGUCGGAGCAAAGAAAAGAUGACCCUAACUUUUUGUAUGAAUUGUACUGAUGAGGACAACUUUGCCGAUUGGAAGCAACCGAGUGUCGUCUUAGCAACGCUAGUUACGUGACGUUCAACGUGGACCCUGGUGAAGACGGUACUGUGUAUAGAAAAGCACCCUUACGCCACGUUGCUUUCUUGAAACCACGCCAAGGCCAUAAGAAGAAAGGCAAAGCGCAUCACCUCUCAUCAUGGCGUACACCCACUUCACAUAUUAUACGAACGGGUUCGUGGCAGAGUACGUGGAUGCAGGGGAGGAACGUUGCAGCUCUUGGCUCCUUGUGCCCGCAGAGAACCUCUGGCCGGACUGGCUGCGGGGUAUACUCUACUGUAUUGCUCUCUUCUACUUAUUCGUCGGUAUCGCCAUUGCCUCCGACAUUUUCAUGUGUAGUAUAGAAGUAAUAACUGCAAAACAACGGAAAAUAAGUAAGUGGGACCCGGAAAAGAACGAGAUGGUGGAAAAAGAGGUUCUCAUCUGGAAUGAGACCGUGGCCAAUCUGACACUCAUGGCUCUUGGCUCGUCUGCCCCGGAAAUCCUGUUGGCCGUCAUCGAGUCCGGCAGUAACCUCACGUCAACAGAGCCCGAGGACUCUCUAGGCGUGUUUACCAUCAUCGGAAGCGCGGCUUUCAACCUGCUCAUCAUUACAGCCGUGUGUAUCGUCAGCGUACCGGCUCCUCAGUCCAAAUCUAUCAAGGAGUUCGGUGUGUUCAUCGUUACGGGUGUCUGGUCUAUCUGGGCCUACAUCUGGAUGUUGAUGGUUGUCAAGUACAUCACACCGGGAGUCAUAGACCCGUGGGAAGCGUGGGUCACAUUGUUGUUUCUGCCGGUGUUGGUUAUUAUGGCAUACCUACAAGAUCUCGGGUGGUGCUGCUCUCGGAAAAAAGUUGGUGAAUCCGCAGAUGGAGAAGAUCCAACAGCGAACGUCCGUGUGGGCACGGUCCACCCCCAUCCCCAGCUCACUGGACACACCCACAAGGAGUUGCACGUGCUGGAGGCCCAGAAGGCUCACCGAAUGAGUAUCAUAAGCCUGCAAGGCUUAGAAAGGCCAAGAAAAAGCAUAGCAGCCGACUCGAUGACUCUCUAUGGUUAUCGGAACCACCGAUAUUCGAUUACAUCGUAAGAUGACGACCUCGUUUGUUUGAUUUAGCCGCUGGCUUUUGUUGUUUGGCAACUGAUAACUCACUGCUCUGCACGCAGCCCUUGCUCGUCUAUGUAGAACUUUGUUUACAGGUUGCACGCAACUAAAUAUAUUCACUGUAUAUAUUUCUCCAUGUAACGUGAUGGCGUGUAGCAUACACCAACACCUUUUCCUAUCA